GAAAUGAGUGUAAAAUGUUCAAGAAGUUAGUGCAGAUUUAAAUGUCUAAAGACUAAACACUUUAAAAUGAAAUUUAAAUAAAAAAAUUGUGAAAAAAUGACACAACAGAAAGGAGUUAGAUUAUAAAAUAUGGCAUUGGUUCACAGCUUUGAAAUGAUGUGCCAGCGAAACACAUUUGUUCAUCCAGCAUGGUGUGUAGAUUAUCCUGCACAAUUUUAUAUAUUUACAAUGGAUGACGAAGCACUAAAAGGAUUACAGCCAUUGGCAAGUCGCCAACAACAAACAAGGGCUUUACAGUACUUUGAGCAGUUGAAGGCAUCGGUAGAUGGAUGGAAGCUUGCAGCACAGGGUCUCACAAGUGGGUCCUAUGAGGGAAAUGAUCAUGUCAAGUUUUUCUGUCUGCAAGUGAUUGAGUAUUACCUUAGAGCAAGGUAUGCUGAAGCUAGUCGUGAGGAACAUGCAUUAGUAAAAAGUCUGAUCGGUUCACUUCUUCAGCUGCAGGCACAACAGCAAGAUAAGAAUUUCCUGAGGAACAAAGUAUCACAAAUUAUCUCCCUUGCAUUUGUUGUUGACUUUCCCGCAAGAUGGGUGGGGUUCUUCUCGGAUCUUCUACAGAGUUUAAGCAUUGGUCACCUGGCUGUAGAUAUGUAUCUGAGAAUUUUACUCCAGAUUGAUUCUGAGGUUGUCGACAGAGAGAUCGUCCAUACUCCACAGGAGACAGACAGGAACACAAAUAUCAAGGAUGCUAUGAGAGAUCAUUGUGUUUUACAGUUGGCCGAGUCAUGGCUUCAAAUUAUGAAUGAGUACAACAGCUCUCAGCCAGAGAUCGUGUGUAUGUGUCUGGACGUGGUUGGUAAAUAUAUCUCGUGGAUAGACAUCAGUCUUAUAGCCAAUGAUAAAUUUGUACCUGUCAUCAUUCGCUUUAUGUCGAUGCCUCUAUUGAGAGAGAGCGCGUGUGACUGUAUACAUGAAGUCAUUAGUAAAGGAAUGGAUCCCGUCGCCAAAACAAAACUAGUGGAAUCAUUUACAGACGUGCUAGAGAAUAUAGGAGUACUAAACCUCUCUGAGGAUGAAGAUGGGGACUUUCUGGCAAAGAUGGCCAAGUUGAUUAACUGUAUGGGUGUACAGCUGAUUUCUUCAUGGCAAAAGCUGUUAAAGGUGGAUGCGCAGAAGGCGUCUGAAACCCUGGCAGCUGUUGAGAACAAGGUCAGUCUGUUGUUUCGUUUCCUUGGAGACGAGGAUGAUGACGUGUCAGGGGCGGUUGCUACGUUCACAACUGAUUAUAUCUCUCUGCUUAAACAAAUGGACCCAGUCACUCCAAAACAAAGAGAAAAUAUAGAGACUCUGCUAUACAUCCUGAUUAAGAAGAUGAAAUUUGAUGAAUCCUACAAUUUUGAACAUGAGGGUGAGGAUGAAGCAAUGUUUAUGGAAUACAGGAAACAAUUGAAGACAAUUUUCACCAACCUCGCAUCAUUGGACUCGCAGUUAGUGUUGAUUACUGUACAUAACAUAGUAACACAUACCCUAUCACAGUGGGAGAAUAUGGAGUUGAAGGACAUUGAAGUGGCUAUAACACUCCUCUAUACUUUAGCUGAAGCCAUGCCAAGUUCUCAAGGCCAACACUUCACAGGAGAUGCUGUCAAAGUCUCAGCGUUACAAGAAAUGAUGAGAUUGCUGAUAACCAGUCGUGUUAGCUUUCAAGGUCACAUGAUUGUCAUGCUUCAUUUCUUCGAGUCGGUUGUCAGAUACGAGAAGUUCUUCCAGUGUGAACCCCAACAUAUACCAGAUGUUUUGAUGGCAUUUAUGGAUGAACGAGGUUUUCAUCACAGAUCUGCUCAGGUCAGGAGCAGAGCGUCUUAUCUUUUCUCAAGAUUUGUCAAGGGCCUCAAAGGACAAAUCAACAAUUAUAUAGAUGACAUAUUUAAGAGGAUUGGUGACCUACUUGUGCUAAAUACACCUGACAACGGGUACCAGCACCUGCUUAGCAACGAGGAUCAGCUGUUUGUGUACGAGACUGCAGGAAGUCUUAUAGUGUCAAGUAACUUCCCACCAGAGAAAAAGUCAACACUGAUGAAACAGGUCCUAGCACCAAUAGCUGCCAAGUUUUCUUUGCUGAUGGAAAAAAUGAUUGCAGAAAAAGACGAGAACAGGCAACUAGCAUACGCACAGAGUAUUAACAAUGCUAUGGCUCUUGCCAGUCGUGCCAGUAAAGGGUUUUCUGGUCAACAGACCAUGCAGAAUUGCAGUUGUGAAGGUGUUUUCGUAGAGUUGUUGCGGAUCUUCAUACAAUCUGUCACCGUUCCGGUUCACCGUCAACUGAUUCUUGUCGGUGUACGGCAGUAUAUGCACCGGAUGGUUGUGUGUCUUGAGAAGGAGAUUCUACCUUUCGUUCCUAUUGUACUAGAAAAUCUCCUUAAACAGCCAGACGCGAGGGAACUGCAUGAUUUCAUUCCUUUAAUGAAUCAGAUGAUUAUGAAAUUCAAGAGUGCAAUAUCACCAUUCCUACAAGAGGUGUUCAUGCUAGUGGUCAGUACAAUAUUCCAGGUGCUUGCCCAGCCCACAGACAACCUUGACCAGGUUGCUCUAGCAGAUAAACGCUCUCUACAGAAAAGCUACUAUCUAUUUAUCUCUACUAUAGUCAGCCAUGAUGUUCUUGAUGUGCUCAAAAACCAGGAAGUAAACAAUCUACACCAGGUAUUGAUAACCAUUGUUCAAGGUGCCACAGAUUUUCCUGAUCCUUCUAGUCAGAAGACAUGUUUCAAUAUAUUGAAAAGGCUUGUAGCAUCUUGGGGUGGCAAGGAUGGUUUACAGGGUUUUCCAGACUUUAUUUACAAGAGCAUUAUUCCAGCUUGUUUUAUGGCCCCAAUGAAACCAGAGUUUGAUCUUAAAGAUGCACAAACCUCAUUGGCUCUUGGUGAGGCAGCAUUAUGUCUAAAGUGUGUUUUAGAACAGAGGGGAGAUGAGCUGACUAACUUUCUACAGGGGGACUAUCUGCCUACACACAGAUUGUCACCUGACCAAGCACAAGAAUUCUGUGAUGCUCUUAAAUCAGACAGUAAACUGUUUAGGAAUUAUUUCAAGUCAUUUUUCACGAAGGCGAAGUCAUGACCCCGGUGAUGCACCUACGUUCCCAGUAGGUGAACUACAAUAAAAAAAUACACCUGUACAGUGAUAAACUUUGAACCAAUGAGAUAGCCUAGAAAUAUAUAUAAAUAUUUAAUGAAUUUUAUAAUGAGAGAAUGACUGCAAGCUGUGAGACAGUCAACAGAAAUGAAAUGUUUAAUUGUAUGAGUUUUGCUAAAAAUUUAUUACUGUUCAAAUGUGUGAAAAGGCUUGUUUGGCAUAGUUGUUUAUAAAAAGAUAGAAAAUUUAAAGAGUGAAUGCUUUUUCGUGUAAGAAGUAAAUGUUGAAAAGAUAUAACAUUUAAGAGUGAAUGUUUUUCGUGUAAGAAGUAAAUGUUGAAAAGAUAUAACAUUUAAGAGUGAAUGUUUUUCGUGUAAGAAGUAAAUGUUAAUUUAUAAAGCUUCGUGUUCUGAUAGUAUUUGAAAUGGCUGUAAAACGGGUACUACUUUUUGACAAAGUGAUUACAAAGGAUAUAUACACAUUAGCAUUUGCACUAUGGGCUUAGUAACUUAUUCUUCACGUCGGGCAUUUAUGUUUUAUGCAUGGGGAGAACCAGAUGUUGUAUGGAUGUUAAGGUUAUUCAUUUAUAAUGAAGUUUAUGAUAAAACACCAUAACUUUUGUAUAUGCAAAAAGGAACAAAAGAUUAACAAGAUUUUUGAGAUAUUUACAUAUAUACAUGUAAGUAUUUAAUAAAAGUUUUUUGGUGCAGUCUGACCAGGCUCUAUAUUGUUGUUAGCUCAACAUUUGCUAUUUUUAUAUUUUUGAAUGGACUGUUUCAAAUUCAAAGCUGGGAAAGUCCAUUAUACAAAUUUAGGAGGUUAAGGGCUGAAAUCGUGAGCCUUUGCAUCUAGUGCUAGAAAAUCUUAAAAUUUCCUGUUAUCAACAUGAUUAGAUUAGAUUAGAUUAGACAUUGUAAUGUUAGGGGAGCAAUUUUUUGACCUUGUGUAUAUUGUAAAAUAUACAUACUAAAAAAAUUAAUACACUAAAUGUUUCAUUUGAUUUUCACAAAUUGAUUAACUCCAUUGAAAUUAUUCCCAAUUAUAUAUGAUGAUGAGUAAAUCAUAGUAUGUUAAGCUUUAUGUAAGCAUUUAUUUAUAUGUUGUUGAUUUCUUUUACAUCUUGAUAGAUACAUGCAUGAAUGAAUUAUUUUGUAAAAAAAAGGAAUUUUGAAAGAUGAUUGUAAUAAUUUAGGGUAACUCACCUCUAGUAGAAAGAAUAAAUUUCCAAAUAAAUCUGAAAUGGGAAAAAAUUAUUUCAGAAAUAUAUUGAUUAUUCAAAAUUCAUUUCCACUGCUAAAAAAAGGAUUAUUGUACACACAGUAUUUGUAGGGUGUUUCAAUUUGUAGAAAAUUAAGUGCCAGUGUUACUGGCUUAAAUUACUUGAUUUAUAUACCGGACAAUAUUUAUUUUCUGUUUAGAACACUUCAAAUUGUCCUAAAUUUAUAAGUGCAAAAUAUUAAUCUUUAAUUAAUGUUAAAAUAGAAUAUUAACACUGCCAUAUGAUGAUAUAGUGCUUUUGCAGAGAUUCUUCCAGUAUUUUCGUAACAUACAAAGUUUUUAAGACGUGAAGUCAUUACUUAACCCUUAGCCUGGCGGCAAACUGAUCUUAGCUAUGCCAAGAUCAGCUGGAACAUCCAUGCUGUCUUAUCAUGGUCUGCACUGUUUGCUAUUCAGUCUGUACAUAAUUUUAAAUUUUCUUUAAAAUAAAAGUUAUAAAAUGGUUUUGUCCAGAUUGAAUAACUGACCAGUCCAUUUAUCUAUUCGUGAUAUUCAGAGUUAAGGUUUCGUGAUGAAAGCUCGUAGUGUAUUUUAUAUUUAGUAUUGUUUUAUAAUAGUUCUGUGCCAACUUGAUGAAGUUAAGUGCUAAAGAUUGUAUACUCUCUAAUGAACGCACCUCCAAUUAUAAACUGAGGCAUUUAUUCGACAAUAUAUGUAAAGUAAAAAGGUGUAUUGAACAUAUUUAAAUUCAAACAAUGACUUGUUUGUCAUUUUCUUACUUCAGAAAAUUCUCAUUUUUAAGUGUGAUAUGUCCCAUAUCUCACAACAGCAAACUUUAUAUAUUUCGUGUUUUCUAAUCUUUUUUUACUUAACAAGAACAGUUUGUGUAUGAGUACAGGUAUGUACGAUAACUUUAACAAAGUGUAAAAUAACCCCAAUGUAUAUAUUGUAAAAUAUAGACCUUACAGAUGUAUCAUAUUUGUAAAUAUGUAAUUUAACUUUUUAUGAACUUUCAAUUUUAUUUCUUCUUUUAAUUUUUUUUUUGUUAAGACUUGACUUGUUCAUUGCAUUUCAAAAUAAAUUCUGUUUUCAGACAUGUGUAAUGUCUAAAGGCACCUUUGUCCGAAACACUUUAUAAAGGUCAGAAAGAAAUUUUAUAAACAUACAACAUUUAUGCACAACAUAUGUGUGUAUAUAAUACAAAUAUUGAUCAUUUUGGUGGCUUUUUGUUUGGCUGGAAAAAAUUUAUUUUCAUUUUUUCAUCCAAUUUGUUAACAUGAUUUACUUCCCUUUGUUUAAAAGGUAUAAAAAAUAUUUUCAUACAAUUUAAAAAAUAGUAAAAUUUUUGUCUCCACAAUCUUUUGUUUGAAUCUUGAAAGAGUUGUUACAUAAAACGUUCCUGUAAUUUUAUAUACAUGAAUAUUGUACUUUAAACAGGAUAAAAUAUUCUGGAACAAAAUAUUAUGCUGCUGUUUUAACAUUUUAUAAAUGAUUUUUUGCAUGUGCCAUUUGCGUUUAAGGAAACAUACAACAUAUUUUCUUCAUACAGAUAUAUUGGAAUUUUUAUUUUUCAAAAUUUAAACAACAAUUUUGUAUACUUUGAUUAAAAUAAGUCUUUUGUUUAUUUGACAGAUAAAAAUUACCUGAUAUGAAAGAUUUGAUAAUGAAAUAUGUUGUUGUUUUUUUCCAAAUGAACAAAAUAAACAAAAUGAAUCGUAACAUUUGAUGUUAUUAAUUUUACAGCUAUGGAUUUUGUAUAUACAUGUAAGCUGCUUUUUUUAUGAAGAAUGAAAUGCCUUUACUUGUAUUUGUUCUCAACAGCUGCCAGUGAGCUAAAUUAUUUGUUAAACAGCGAUUUCUUUUGAUUUUAUAUGCAACAAAUUCAUCUGUUUUAAAAUCUAUAUCUUUUACUAAAUCUAUAAUUUGUUGGGUUUUUUUAAUGAACUAGGGGAGAAAAAAAGGAAAAUGGAGUCCUUUGGAUUGCGAGAAUUGUUAAGAAAAGAAUGAAGAAAAAAUUUUUUGUUACCUUUCACUGAUGGCUUUCUGUUGAAGUGAUGUACUUUAAUUUAGAUGGGGAAUAAUUCAAUGAUUAUUAUUGCUGUAAAUUUUACUUUGGACAUUCCUGUACUUCUGAAGCUAAAUUACAAGUUUGUGAACAGUCUGCAAGUGGUGUUGGUAUAAAAACGCUCGAGAUUACUUAAUACAUGUAGUUAAGGUAAAGUGUGUAUAUAUUUGCUAGGUUAUGUGGACAGGCUGAAGUUUAUUGUAAUCACUUUUAUUCUGAUUCUUUGAAUGAACCUGGUAUUAAAUUGAGGAAACAUGGUGGUGACCCUAGUAGGUCUCGGAUCAGUGACCCUAAAGUUGAGAGGCAGGCAAGGAAGUUAAAAUACCACCUCUACUCUCUUUGUUACAGGUUUUGCAUUAUAAAUAAAAGAAUGAAAUUUUUUUUUUGAAAUAUGGAAUUUAUAUUUGAAUUUGGUCAGAGGGUAAUUGUGGUCAAAUGUAGUUAUUAUUCUGUAAUUCUUAGCAAUAUUUGAAUUGUUUUAAACAAGUGCAAUUAAAUGUUUGUCAUAUGUAGUGUUGUAAUAGGUUUUCAUGAAACUUCACAAAUGUUAUAAAGAAAAAGAUAUAUAAUGAAAAUAUUUAUAUAAUAUUAAAAAUAUUGAAUAAUAUUAAAACUUGACACCCCAACUGUUUUAAACAUCUUUUAUCUUGUUAUAUAUUUUCAUUAUACAAUGUUUAUCUUCAUAUGUCUGCUAACUUUAUCCUGACUCAUUUGUUUAGUUAACAUUUUAACAUGUUUUGAAAUUAAAACUGUUCAUCUUUAAUUUAAAGGAUUUCAGUAUUAAAGUACCAGAAUUUAAAGAAGCUAUUAAAAUUGUAGAGUUUUGUCGAAAAAGCACUGGUGAACAGACUGGCCUGGCUUCGUGCUGGUGGUAAAAGGCAGUUACUGUCACUGCUAGUGCACAAAGGUAAAAAAAAACAGUCUUAUUAACUCCACCAGCUUGUUAUCCCCCGCCGAAAAUUUUCGGCGGAGGAUAUAGAAAUAGUCUCCGUCCGUCCGUCCGUCCGUCCUUCCGUCCGACAUUUUUGUCCGGAGCAUAUCUCUAAAAGUAUUUGAGUUAUCAACUUGAAACUUCAUAGGUGGAUAAACCUCAUUGAGGAGGAGUGCAGUGCACAAGAAUGAUAACUCUACCUUGCAUGAUUUUUGAGUUAUUGCCCUUUGUUAUUUUUCAAAAUUGAUUUUUGUCCAGAGCAUAACUCCAAAAGCCUAUGAGAUAUUAACAUGAAACUUCAUAGGUGCAUAGAUCUCACUCAGGAGGUGUGCAGUGCACAAGAAUGAUAACUCUACACAAUAAUAACUCUACCUUUCAUAAUUUUUGAGUUAUUGGCCUUUGUUAUUUUUCAUACCUAAUUUUUCACCUGAGUGGAGCAUAACUCAAAAAGUGUUUGAGAUAUCAACAUGAAAUGUCAUAGGUGGAUAGAUCUUAUUGAGGAGGAAUGUUGUGCGCAAGAAUGAUAACUCUUCCCUAUACAAUUUUUGAGUUAUUGCCCUUUGUUUUUUUUCAUGCUAUUUUGUCCAGAGCUAAUCUCAAAAAGUAUUUGAGGUAUCAACUUGAAACUUCAAAGGUGGAUGGAUCUCAUUGAGGAGGAGUGCAGUGCUUAAGAAUGAUAACUCUACCCUGCAUUAUUUUUGAGUUAUUGCCCUUGUUAUUUUUCAAAAUUAAUUUUUGUCCAGAGCAUAACUCAAAAAGCCUUUGAGAUAUCAAAAUGAAACUUCAUAAGUGCAUAGAUCUCACUCAGGAGAUGUGCACUGCACAAGAAUGAUAACUCUACCUUUUAUAAUUUUUGAGUUAUUGCCCUUUGUUAUUUUUCAUACUUAAUUUUUCAAUUCAAUUUUUUUCUCACAAAGUAUUUGAGGUAUCAACUUGAAACUUCAUAGGUGGAUAGAUUUUACUGAGGAGGGAUGCAGCACACAAGAAUGAUAACCUACCCUGCAUUAUUUUUCAGUUAUUGCCCUUUGUUAUUUUCAGCCAUCAGUAUUCACAUAGGUUUCAAAUCUGUAAUCACUAUAGCCAUCAGUUUUCAUUACCAAAAGACCUCUUUAAAUGGAAUUAUUCUGCUCUACUACAUAUACAUUCUUCCAAUGAGCAAACAGUCAUUCGGCGGGGGAUGGCCAUGUUGACAUGGCUCUUGUUUCUUCUGAAAACAGUUGAGCAAACUUAUCUAUUAAGAUUUUUUUUUUCAAAACACUUGUCUUGUUUAAUAUUGAAUGGCCAUAAAAGAAUUCAAUUCAAUUUGUAGGUUAUGUGCACUGCUGGAAAACUACAACAUCUUGUAUAAUUAACUGUAUAGGGCAGUACAGAUACUAUCAAGGGAAAAUAUGCUAUUUUAUAACAAAAUUAAAAUACUUUACCAUGAAUUUUGAUCUUUAUUUAAAGGAACAGUAUACUAUCAUUCUACAAAUUGUUGAUACAUUGUAAGUUUGUGUGAAGUGUAUGCAUGUUGGAUAUUAACAAAGCUAUGCUUCGGUAUUUAAAAGCUUGUUUGUUUUUGACCACUGCCAGGACAUAGUACUAUUUGUAUUUCCUAUGUUCUUUGUUUCAGUGAGUCACAGACUUGAUUUAAGCUUUAUAUUAUUUUUGCAUAACCUGAUUUGAAGUAUAAAUAAAAUGAUUGUUUAAGAAAAACAAGUAAGAAAUAAAACAGAAAAAGCUC
This is a messenger RNA of Ruditapes philippinarum (Manila clam), 9060 nucleotides long. Its product is annotated as exportin-T-like. NCBI's taxonomy places the organism in Eukaryota, Metazoa, Mollusca, Bivalvia, Venerida, Veneridae. Gene Ontology annotation, biological process: tRNA re-export from nucleus. Gene Ontology annotation, molecular function: tRNA binding; small GTPase binding. Gene Ontology annotation, cellular component: cytoplasm; nuclear pore; nuclear matrix. The transcript is spliced from 26 exons. Bases 130 to 3108 code for a protein of 992 amino acids. The record is from RefSeq and is a predicted model, not a curated record.